Fomitopsis serialis is the source of this 1059-nucleotide messenger RNA. RefSeq lists its product as uncharacterized. The transcript is spliced from 4 exons. NCBI's taxonomy places the organism in Eukaryota, Fungi, Basidiomycota, Agaricomycetes, Polyporales, Fomitopsidaceae. Bases 1 to 1059 code for a protein of 352 amino acids. The record is from RefSeq and is a predicted model, not a curated record.
AUGUCGACCGCUGCGAGAACAACUGACGCGUCGCGCCUCACCGACGCUUACCCGGCGGCAUACAAAGAUUUCUACGGCUUACCCAGCCUCCCUCCCUGUGUCUACAAGUCGGGGCGGCCAUACCACGAGGGCACAGGCGCCCUGUACCUCCGUGUCGGCCUCCGUGUCGGCAACGCAGACAAGCGCACCGUCCUCCUCACCGCCGCCCACAUUGCCACCGAGGAGAUCAUUGCGCUCGGAGACAAAGGCUACAGGGAUGCGGUGACCAACAUGCAGAGUUCCGUUCGCGACCUCUCCGAGAUGAUUAGUAUAUGGAAUGAUGAUAUUGCGGAACUGUGCGAGUGCACCAACGGUGGGGUGGAGGAUGAGGAGAUAGCCGAAAAGUGCCAGGAGGUGGAGGAUCUGGUGAACAAGGUCAGGACGACCCCGGAGCAGCGCACCAUCGGUUUCGUCCUCCAUGUCGAACCCAUCGCUGUCAGCGACGGACCCCACCAGUUCAUCCGCGACUGGGUGCUGAUCGAACUCUACGAGGACAAGAUUGUUUGGGACUCGUUCAAUAGCAAUCAGGUCUAUGUUGGCAAAUACCUCUCGCCGUAUGACUAUCGCGAGAUCAUGUUCCCCCGACCCGAGGACCAUGCUGGCUACAUGUACCUGCACAAUGGUCUCCUCCAAGCCAAUGGGGUGGUGAAGGACAAGGAGAUGCACUCGCCCCAGUACCUUGACGCCAACGGCUGCAAGUGUCUCCGCGUAGUGAAGAACAGUUUGGCCACAGGCACCACCGUGGGCCACGUCAACGGGUUGGACUCGUUCACUUGUGUCUACACCAAAGACUCGAAUGGCAGUGAACAGACAGCCAUCGAGGUAGCUGUCUUGCCUUAUGACAGGAAGAGGGGUGCGUUCUCUGCCCCUGGAGAUUCUGGUGCCAUCGUCGGCAUGCUCACUGGCGGUGGCGGCAAGGCUGAAGACACCGACAUCACGUACCUAACCCCGUACUGGUGGCUCGAGGAGGAGAUUAAGAAGGUCUUCCCCGGCUUCUACCUUUAUGACACUUUGCAGUAA